Molecule: messenger RNA, 3723 nt
Organism: Maniola jurtina (meadow brown)
Lineage: Eukaryota; Metazoa; Arthropoda; Insecta; Lepidoptera; Nymphalidae
Product: zinc finger protein 136-like
Exons: 9
Coding region: 626-3247 (873 amino acids)
Cellular component (GO): nucleus
Molecular function (GO): zinc ion binding
Source: RefSeq, a predicted model, not a curated record
UGUAACCAAUAGUGAGCUAGUAUCAACCAAUCAGAUGUGAUUGCGAUUGUAACACUGAACACGCUGAGACGUAUCCUAGACGCUUGUCGUGGUGAUUUUGGAAUUUGAUUUCGAUUUCGAUUUUUGGUGUCUUUUUGGUGCAAAUGAUUAAUUUUUGGGUUUCGUUGGUAAUAUUUUAAUAAUAGCAGGACUCAGUUCUUUUUUAAACAAAGUGUUCAUAAUUACAUGAUAGGUAGAGCCACGAAAAGUAAUUUAAUGCCUAUUUUCAAUCAAAGCUAAACCAAAGCGUCUUGCGGGAUACGGAAUCAAAUUUGACCCCUGUGAGGAAUAUUCGAAUAUUCCAAGAUUGCACCCUAUCGACAAGCAAUCUACAAGAUACCUGAUAAAGUGGAGAUACCAAGCUGACAUAGCAAAAAACAAAAAUGAUGAAAACACAGUGAAAAAUACUUUUAAGUGUUUAAUAAAUAUUAAACUAACUGACUGGACCCAGUGAUAGCCAUGAAUGGACUUACCACUUACUUAUUGACUAAAAUGUGGAUGCUCAAACACCAUGCUUCUUCGUGAAAAUAAAUAAAAAUUCAUAUGAAAUCCACUUACAAGAUAGAGUAGUAGAAGACUAGUGAAGAUGUCUGAAAUAUUCAACCUAAGUGAACUAUGCAGGUGUUGCCACUCAGAUGGCAGCUUUAAGAGUCUGAAUCUAUGUUAUAGUUUUAAGGGACAAGUGGAAGUAUAUGCAAAUAUGCUCCAUGAAACUUUUGGAUUAAUUCUGCAGCAACCAUCUAUAGAAGCAAGCUACUCAAUAUGUGAUAUAUGUAUAAUAAAGUUAAGACAUGCAUUACAAUUCAAGAGACAAGUACAAGAAUGUGAAAUGAAGUUUGAAGAUUAUUGCAAAAAUGAGAUGGCACUACAAUCAGAAAUGAUAAAAAUAGAACAUGAACUAUGUAGUGAUAAGACGAUAAUCCCUUAUAUCAACGUAAAAAGUGAGGAUCUCAGCGACGAGAGUCAGCGUAAUGAAGACACAAAUGCGGAUCAUUCAGGUGUAGAAGUAUCUAAUUAUGACUGUAUAGGCAAUAACGAAGAGGAAAUAAUUAACACUGAGUAUCAGCUAAAUGAAUGUUUGAAAAAGCAACAAUCUGAUAUAGCAAAUGCUGAAAUUCAACGCAAUGGCUGCUUAGAAAAACGAACGUUAAAAGUGAGGAUUAUUCAGAAUAAUGUAAUAAAGGAGAAAUCAAAUGAACCAGAUCUUAGUGACGAGAGUCAGUAUAGUGAAGAUAGAAACGUGGAUUAUGCAGAUUUAGAAGUAUCUAGUCAUGGCUAUAUAGGCGAUAACAAAGAGAAAACAGUAAGCACUGAGUAUCAGCUAAAUAAAUGUUUGGAAAAGCAACAAAUCAAUACAGCAAGUACUGAAAUUCAACACAACAACUUAGAAAGAGAAAAAACAGUUAAAACUAAAUCAAAAAUUCAACAAAAGAGAACUUUAAAAAAUCAAAAAUCGGGUGUAUCAAAAGUGAAGAGCAAACAGAAGAAUGUAGUAAAGGAAAGAAGAAAAAAAACAGUUAAAACUAAAUCAAAAAUUCAACAAAAAGGAAGUUUAAAAAAUCAAAAAUCAGUUUAUCAAAUUGAUAUAUCAAAAGUGAAGAGCAAACAGAAGAAUGUAGUAAAGGAAAAAUCGAAUGAACCAGAUCUUAGCUACGAUAGUCAGGAGAAUGAAGAUACAAACGCGGAUGGUGCAGAUUUAGAAGUAUCUAGUCAUGACUACAUAGGCAAAAAUGAAGAGAAAACAGUAAGCACAGAGACGAAUGAAUGUUUUGAAAAACAACAAACAUAUGCAGCAAAUACAGAACAAAAGAAGAGUUUGAAAACGCGAUUAUCAGGUGUAUCCAAAGUGAAGAGCAAACAUAAGAACGAAGUAAAAGAAAAAUUGAAUAACCCAGGUAAUCCCAAAGGUGGAACAUCAGAUGUAUCAAAAUUGAACAUUAAACAGAAGAACGUAGUAAAAGAAAAAUCUAAUGAACCACUUAACCUAUUGAAUCUAAGGACCUCAUUAGUCCACGCUGCUGCCACUAAUUAUUUCCAUUUCCAAAAUACGAAAGUUUACAUUUGCCAAACUUGCAAAAGUAGCUUUAAAACCGCAGCAAGCCUAAGAGAACACGUAAAUAAACUGCAUUCUUUAUUUCAUUGUGGAGUUUGUAAAAAAAACUUCAAUACAAAAGCAGCAUUAUCAACACACAAAUCUACACAUAGAGAUAAUAUCUUCGAAUGUGAUAUCUGUGGCAAAAGGUAUCCGAUACGAUCGACUCUGGUAACUCAUAGGAACACACACACAAAAGAAACGGUUUUCACAUGUGAUAUGUGUAAUAAAGAUUUCCUAUAUAAAUCCGCAUUGAGAAGACAUAUAGAGUUCCAUUUGGGUAAAAACAAGAAAUUCAUGUGUGACUUAUGUGGACACCCAUUCAACGACACGACCAAUUUGAACAUACACAUCCGUAACGUCCACGAGAAACUGAGACUGUUCAAAUGCGACCAGUGUCCUAAAGCAUACGCUUCUUUUAAAACUUUGAGAAUACAUUUAAGGAAACACACCGGUGAGCGUCCGUAUAAAUGUCAACUUUGUGGCGAAUCGUUUGCGUGCAGUUCUCGCUUAAGAGGGCAUACAGAUAUCCACCAUUCUAAAAUCACUUAUGAAUGCAAAGUCUGCGGGAAACAUUUCAAGAGUCGGAAAGCUCUUGGUUCUCACACUAGGACACACACUCGUGUCAAACCUUACGAAUGUGAUUAUUGCGACUUAGCUUUCUCAUGUUCAUUUUCUCGAAACCGCCAUGUCAAGGGUCAUUGCAACGCCCGUGAGCGACGCCAUAAAGAGAAAAUCUUCUCUUGCGAAAUAUGCCUUAAAAAAUUCGCUGAAAAAGCGUUUUUGAAAAAACAUAUGAAAACCAUUCACGGCCCGAAUACUAAAGUGAAAAUGAAGUGUACUUUGUGUAAAAUGUCCGUACGUAAUAUGGAGAAACAUAUGAAGACACAUACGGACAGGACUCUUCAGUGCAGCGCUUGCCCAAGAACAUAUUCCGACAGUAGCGUCUUGAAUCGGCACUUCAGAGAAAUUCACUGUGGUAUAACUUACGAUUGUGACCUCUGCGAUAAAAAGUAUGUAACACCGAGAAAUUUGCGGAAUCAUAAAUUGAAGAAACACAACACACAUACACAGUUCAAAGUAGAGCAGGAAGAUGCGAAUGUAAUAGAAAAUUAAAACAAUUUAGGUAUAGUGAUAUCAAAAUGUUCCUCCUUGGCGCAUUCUUGAGUGGCGUGGCCUUAUAAGUGGUUCUUGCCAUCUGAUUUUAUACUCGGCUUUCGCCUUGAGUUGAGCUUGUGCAUUAAGGCCGUGAUAGCCUAGUGGUUGAGACGUCCGCCUCCCAUUUGGGAGGUCGGGCGUUCGAUUCCAGACAGGCACCUCUAAAUUUUCCUUCUCAUUUUGGGAAACCCGUGCUCAGUAUUGAGCCGGCAAAGGGGUUUUCGUGAUGAUUAACACCACAUAAUUAUUUUUUACAAUGCUUGACUAUAUUGGAUUAGUUUGUAUAAUGUAUUCAAAAAUGGAAAUGUUUAGUACUGUUUUGUAUGAUAAGAAUUUUUAGAAUAAUGAAUGAAUAAUUUAGGUAAACGUUUUUUUUUAAAUGUUAUACUUGCAUUUUUCCAAAGAGAAUAAAGUGUAAUAAAAUAUUAAAAGAU